Messenger RNA from Vespa velutina, 8866 nucleotides. RefSeq names its product importin subunit beta-1 (gene Fs(2)Ket). Gene Ontology annotation, biological process: protein import into nucleus. The record is from RefSeq and is a predicted model, not a curated record. NCBI's taxonomy places the organism in Eukaryota, Metazoa, Arthropoda, Insecta, Hymenoptera, Vespidae. Gene Ontology annotation, molecular function: nuclear import signal receptor activity; small GTPase binding. Gene Ontology annotation, cellular component: cytoplasm; nucleus. Bases 572 to 3307 code for a protein of 911 amino acids. The transcript is spliced from 8 exons.
UCGAGACGCGCAGAAAAUAGUCCUCACUCGGUCGACCAGUGGAAGCCGACGAUCGCGCGAGCAAGAAAGAAGGGCGAGAGGGAAAGGAUAGCUUCGUCACGUUUUUUUUUACGUCCUUCGUGCCAAAGAAAUUGACGGUCUUUGCGUUGAUCGAACUCGUCGAAGAUUAAAAAGUAGCCAAACGCUUAUCGUCGUUAGCUGCGAGCUCGUAAAAUUACGACGAUAGGAAGCGCAAGAGCGAUAAUCGAGAAGGCUCGUGGGAUAUCACUACGCCGCACGUUGAGGGGAGAAACGAUAGAGUGAGAGAGAGAGAGAGAGAGAGAGAGAGAGAGAGUGAGAAGGCAAAAGACAAGGAGCAGAAGAGGAAGGGGGACGUCGUCGGGGCAGUUGAUUCGGUAGUGACUACAUGUGGGUAUCCGCCGGUUGCGAUCAGAAAACGUCUCGCGUUAGGACGAUAUCGUAAAGAGUCUCGUGUCGCUAUUGUAAUAUAUAUAUAUAUACAUACAUAUAUACAUAUAUAUAUAUAUAUAUAUAUCCUGACGAGAGGGUCGAGCGGAAGUUACUAGAAGCCAUGCAGAUGGAUCCAACGACGGUACAAUUGAUCCAGGUCCUCGAGAGGACGGUCUCCUCAGACAAAAAUGAACUGGAAGCGGCGGAAAAUUUUUUGGAACAGGCGGCACAAUCCAAUUUUCAUGAAUUUGUUCAACGGCUCAGCGGAGUACUGGUUACUGCAACAGCCAGUCCGGUGGCUCGUAUGGCAGCUGGGCUACAAUUGAAAAAUCAACUUACCUCAAAGGAUCAGGCGCUAAAGUAUCAGUACCAGCAACGUUGGUUGGCUAUCCCUGCCGAAACAAGGGAAUAUAUCAAGAAAAAUAUUUUGGGAGCAUUAGGAACUGAAAAUAAUAGGCCGAGCUCUGCAGCACAAUGCGUAGCUUAUGUCGCUGUUGCCGAAUUGCCAGUUGGUCAAUGGAGCAAUUUAAUUCCUCUAUUAGUAAACAAUGUGGUUAAUCCUAAUAGUACGGAAAUGAUGAAAGAAGCUACUUUAGAGACUAUCGGUUACAUUUGUCAAGAAAUAGAAAGCGAAGUCUUGGUAUCGCAGUCUAACCAAAUUCUCACAGCGAUUAUUCAUGGCAUGAAAGGUUCCAGUACGUCCAAUCACGUACGACUUGCAGCUACGAGCGCGCUCUAUAAUUCCUUAGAAUUUACUAAAGGAAAUUUUGAAAUCGAGUCCGAGAGGAACUUUAUCAUGGAAGUAGUGUGCGAAGCGACACAAUCGUCAAACACGCAAGUUAAAGUAGCGGCUUUACAAUGCCUCGUCAAAAUUAUGUCUUUGUAUUAUCAGUAUAUGGAACUUUACAUGGCACCAGCAUUGUUUCCUAUUACUCUGGAGGCUAUGAAGUCGGAUAUCGACGAGGUUGCACUGCAGGGAAUUGAAUUUUGGUCCAAUGUGUCGGACGAAGAAGUUGAUUUAGCCUUGGAAGAAGGAGAUGCUUCUGAAGUUGGCCGACCACCAUUAAAAGUUUCAAGGCACUACGCGAAAGGUGCUUUACAAUUUUUAGUACCGGUACUCAUGAAAAAAUUAACGAAACAAGAAGAAUUCGAUGACGAGGACGAUUGGAAUCCUUCGAAAGCCGCCGGUGUAUGCUUGAUGCUGCUCUCAACUUGUUGCGAAGAAGCUAUAGUUCCUUUCGUAUUACCAUUCGUCAAGGAUAAUAUCAAGAGUCACGAUUGGAGAUAUCGAGACGCAGCCGUAAUGGCAUUCGGUUCCAUCCUCGGUGGCGUAGAGCCUACCACAUUGAAACCAUUGGUAGAGCAGGCAAUGCAAACGCUCAUCGAGCUGAUGUACGACAGUAGCGUUGUCGUAAGGGACACCGCGGCAUGGACAUUCGGACGUAUUUGCGAGAUCAUUCCAGAAGCUGCCAUUAACGAGACGUAUUUGAAACCUUUAUUGGAAUCUUUGGUAAACGGACUGAAGGCAGAACCUCGCGUCGCUGCGAACGUAUGCUGGGCGUUCACGGGUCUUGCCCAAGCGAGUUACGACUCGGCCUGCGAGGACGAGCAACAGCCAGAAACAUAUUGUAUGUCGCAAUACUUUGAUUUCAUAAUUCAGAGACUAUUGGAGACUACCGACAGACCGGACGGGGCCCAAGCGAACUUGAGAUCGGCGGCGUACGAAGCACUGAUGGAGAUGGUGAAAAAUUCCCCACGGGAUUGUUACGUUACCGUGCAAAAAACGACGAUGGUCAUUUUGGAAAGAUUGCAACAAGUAUUGCAAAUGGAAACGCACAUACAAAGUCAUUCGGAUCGAGCCCAAUACAACGAUCUUCAAUCAUUGCUAUGCGCCACCCUACAGUCCGUAUUACGUAAGGUAACACCGGAAGACGCGCCGCAGAUAUCGGACGUUAUAAUGACCGCCCUAUUGUCGAUGUUCAAUUCGAACUCUUGCAAAUCCGGUGGCGUCCAGGAGGACGCUCUUAUGGCCGUCUCGACUUUGGUCGAAGUUUUGGGAGAGCGCUUUUUGAAAUACAUGAACGUAUUUAAGCCUUAUCUCUGUCUCGGCCUGAAAAAUCAUGCCGAGUAUCAAGUAUGUUGCGUUGCCGUAGGCCUUACCGGUGAUAUAUGUCGUGCUCUUAAGAGCAAGAUCAUUCCAUAUUGCGACGAGAUAAUGACCCUUCUUUUGGAGAAUUUAGGAAACAAUACGGUACAUCGUUCUGUAAAGCCUCAAAUAUUUUCGGUCUUUGGCGACAUAGCCCUGAGUAUCGGUAUAGAAUUCAAAAAGUAUUUAGACGUUGUCUUGCAAACGUUGGUACAGGCCUCGCAGGCGAACGUCGAUAGAUCCGAUUACGACAUGGUCGAUUAUCUUAACGAAUUACGCGAGGGCGUAUUGGAGGCUUAUACAGGGAUAGUGCAGGGUUUCCGUGGUGAAUCUACGAAUAAUACAUGCCCGGAGGAGAUCGCUUUGGUCGAACCGCAUGUGCCGUACAUCAUUCAAUUUAUUACUUUGAUUGCCCAAGAUCGGGAACAUUCCGAUGGUAACAUAUCGGCUGCGCUUGGCCUUAUCGGCGAUCUCGUCAGCGUUUUUGGAGCGAAAUUAUUGCCGAUGGUCGACACCGAGCCGCUUAACGAGUUAUUAGUGAAGGGCAAGAAAUCGCGUAACAGCAAAACGAAGACGUUGGCCACUUGGGCCCUUAAGGAGAUACGAAAGGCUAAGAUUACUGCUAACAACACUACGUCCAGUUGCUCUUCCUCGUAUGCAUUUCGUGCCAUCUGUUAUCGCACGAAAGUAGGAGAGAAAGAAUAUGUGUGAGAAAAGAGGGAAUAUGUUCGAGCCUGUGUGUCUGUGUGUGUGUGAAAGGGUGGGUGGGUAAGAGGGGGGGGUGGAAAGACAAAGGGUCAUUCAAGACAAGAUUAGAGCAUCCACGUGCUUUCUACUUUUUCUUCUAGACUCGCACGAUCGCGCCUAGAUCAGCCCACGGUUGUACUGUCGUGCAAUUUGAUUUGACUAGAACGCUAUCAAACAAUACAAAGACAACAAGAUUGGAUGUUGCGGAUGCGAGUUGAUGGAUGUGCGUGAGUUCCGAAGCGAUGAGGAUGGGGUGAUGAGUCUGCACGUGUCCCUGUCUGGCAACGGUAUGCGAGGGUACCGGCGAGGGUAUACAGGGUCGAACACAGCCCAUAUGCUCGACAGAGACAAAUACCUGUCUGCCGGAUACCGACAAUAGAUGAUUAAAAAAUACGAGUGCAAGUGGAUGAUGCCAAAAUGAGUGAGCCAGGGCCGAGGCCUGCUGAGAUGUUCCCGUGAUGCAAGUAUGCCUGAAAAUCGAGUAUGCGGCUUCUAUCCGCGUGAUUGAGACCUCCGUGUGAAGUUGAAUCUGAGAGAGCGAGCGAAAGAGAGAGAGAGAGAGAGAGAGAGAGAGAGAGAGAGAGAGAGAGAGAGAGCGAGAGAGAGCGAACGAGCGAGCGUACGAGAGAGAGAGAGAGAGAGAGAGGGCGACUUCGAUGGACGCUGUUACUGAGCGGUGAAAGAGAGUGCGAGAUGUUGUAAGUGAUGAAACACGAGCGAACUGAGAGCGUGCGCGCGAGCGAGCAAGCGAGCUAGCGAGAGAGAGAGAGAGAGAAAGAGAGAAAAUACGUGAAAUGGAAUAUGUGAAGUAUGAGUGUGUGUGAGAGAGAUAUGAGAGAGUAUGAGAGCGACAGUGCGAGAGGCUGUGAGAAUUUUAGUCGAAUUAUGUGUAUCCUUGUUUACGCACGUCGCACGACGUUAUACUAUACCCCUUACUCCUGUGGAUUCUUGAUUAAACUCCCACAGUAAGAAUCGUAUCGCGACUCACGCGAGUAAGAGUAAUGCUCAGGAUGCGAGGCGUGUACUUGUUAUUUUAGUAUGUCUGAAAACUUUGCUGUGAGAUCAUGUGAUACAAGGAGUGAAUUAAUCAGCAAGUCUGAACGAGAGCGAGUGUGACGAAGAGAGAACGAGAGACUGAGUUAAACAAAGAAACAAAUAUACAAGAAGAUUCGACAAGCUGGUAACCCCUGAUCCGAUCGUUUUGCGCGUGAAUCCAAUGAUCCGUUGUACGACGAUGUGUAUGUUCAUUUCCCACCCUGAGCCCCCCACCCCCACCCCCACCCCACCCCUACCCCCGUAUGCGAAUGUCUGUUGCUAUUGAUUCAUUAAAAAUUAAUAUUUUGCUGGCAACAAGUGAUUUAGUUGUAUUGUCUAGCCUAAACCGGGAGAAAAAGACGACCGCACUCCAUCUCCGCUUCUGACAUACGUAGUAAAUUAGAGAGACAAAUAGAACAAGUUUUUAUGCGAUCAUAGUACAAUCAUUCACCGAUCGGUUUUUACUCGCAUAUAUAAAUUUCGCAUAUGUAAAACGAUUAAAAUGAGAAGGGGGUACAUUUUCCACUGCCAUCGAAUCUAUUCUCUUACUACUUACUACCGUUUAUUUCUAAACGAGAUUUUUCGACCUUUUCUUUUUUUCUUUUCCUUUCAAAUGUGAGACAUAUCUUUGCAAUGUUUUUCUUUAUAUCGUUUAUGUAAUUCGCGAACAACAACUACCACUGCUACAACAAUAAAUGUCGUCUUCCUGGAUUCGUGGCUCCUAACGAAAGUGGAGAGUACUCGUUCAAUGUGUGGUAUUAUGAUCGCAUAAAUGUGCGUAGAGGGUAAUUGACAUAGCCCAGUGUCCUUACCUCAAGAAUGUGUAAUCCUUUAGACGAAAUAAAAUCGAGUCUACGUUGAAAAUAGCGAUUCGAUUCAGCAUUGAAAUAUCUCGAUCGAUUCUUUCAACGAAAUUGGAAUCUUGAUUCUAGAUGGUGCCUUUAUCCAACUGGGAUAUUUCAAAUACCGAACGAGUUUCGCGAGUCAGAUCGGAACUCUAACGUCGUGUAUCAUCCUCUUUUCCCUCGUUAGAAGUUAUUUCUUCCUAGGAAAACUCGUCGAAUCUUUCCCUUCCCCCUCCCUUUUUUUCUCUUCGGCAAAUGUAUUUUCGCGCGAUUAAAGAAGAUUCGAGCGCAGGGUAGGUCGCUCAAAAAAUAAAAAAUAAAAAAAAAAGAAAAGAAAAUAAAUUAAAUGCCAAAAGAGAAAAGAAAAAGGGCCAAAUUAACGCGCGAUAAAAUCAACGUUUGAUACGCGACUGUGGUUGUGCCAUGCAUUCCAAAUACUAUUGCCGGUGGAAAACCUUUCCUCUUUUUUUUUUUUCAUAUAUUCUACUUGUUUCGCUCUUGUGAUUUUUUUAAAGUCUGCUUCGUACACUGCGUACUAGUAUACGUUAGACAUAUCACGCUUUAAUUUUUUCAAGAAAACCAAGAGAUAAACUAAAAAAAAAAGAAAAUAAAAGAAAAAAUAUUCUUAGAUUCUUCGGUGACGAUCAGAAUUGGAAACGAACGAAAGAGAAAAUUUGUUCCAAUUAGAAUUUUCCAAAAAUUGCGUUAAUAUAAUACGUCUGAUCACGAACCUUUGAAUCGAAUCGAUUGGAAUAUCAAAAUCGAUCGACGCCGAAGCGCAAGUAUUGUUUUUUCUUGAACAUUCCACGUAUCAGUGAGGUAGAGUGAGAAUGAGAGAGAGAGAGACAGAGAGAAAGUGUGUUUAGGGAAUAUGAGAGAAAACGUGACGACGUGAGAGAAUAGAAUGGAAGAGAGACUCUUGGAAAGGGAAGUAAGUGAGAAAGUGAGUAAGAAGUGAAGUGUAUGAAAAAUAGAGAGAGAGAAAGAGAGAGAGAGAGAGAGAGAGAGAGAGAGAGAGAGAGAAAGGUACGAUGGUGAGGGCAGAUAGACGUCGUGGGUCUUUUCGCGUUUUUAGCAGAAAACUCGAUCGCUUGCACAUUCUUCCGAUUCGUUAUCAAAAGUCGUGCUUUCAUGUCCAGACGAUAUAUUAAAGAAAAAGAAAAGAAAAGAAAAGAAAAAAAAAAAAACAGGAAAAAAAAAGAAAAAAAAAGAAAAAAAGUAGAAAAAAAUAAAAAAACAAAAAAAAAAAGAAAAAGCAAAGAAUCGUCACGGGCCUAGAAUCGAAACGCGGGUUGUUGUUCCGUACCGUGCCGUUAUCGAACGUAAACCACAAAGUGAGAGACGCAUAUGCGCGUAUACAUAUACAGAGAGAGAGAGAGAGAGAGAGAGAGAGAGAGAAACGGCCAAGUGCACGCGUAGCGGUCCCUUUUCGACAUUUACCGCCGAUUAUCGUGUUCUCGUUAUCGACUCGCCGGUGGACGCGCUCUUUCUUCACAUGCACGCGUCAAAAAUAGUUCUGCUCAGACCCGAAAGAAGAAAAUUCAUAUACACUAUAUUUUUUAUAUAUCUAAAGUCAAAUAUUUUUUUCAUAUAUCAUAGGAGAUAUAUAAUAAUAUACAUAUAUUUUUUAUAAUUAACAUCCGUAAUAAUGCGCGUACCUUUCGAUUUGUUGCGAUCGCAAAGAGUCAAAUUUGAAACGUUACAUGCCCGUAUAUUUCCAUUGUUUGAAGGACUAAAGCGAAACGUUAAAAAAGAAAGAAGAGAAAUAUAUAGAAAAUGAUGUUAUCGCGUUUGCGAACCGAAAGACGAGCGUCCACCAGAGUUCGAAGCUGUUUCCAUGUCCUCGAGGCGAUCUACCUUUUCCGUGUUGCGUCGAAACGCAAGAAAUAGAGGGAGAAAGAGAGAGAGGGAGAGAGAGAGAGAGAGAGAGAGAGAGAGAGAGAGAGAGAGAGAGAGAGAGAGAGAGAGAGAGAGAUAGGAUGAAAAUGUAAAAUGUAAAAAAAAAAAGAACGAACGUGGAAAAAAGGAUAUCGAAAAUACAAAUACAUACAUCUAUCGUCGUAAACGGUCGGAAGAUGGCCGAGAAUCUUAAGGGUCGGCUGUGCGUCGUAAGAUCGAGUUGCAAAAAAAAAGAAAGAUGGAUGGGGGAACGUAAAAAAGUAAAUAAAAAUACAAAUCUAAACCGCGACUGUGAUUCUUUUGGAGUGACUCUCUUAUGCGAGGGUUCGAUGUUUUGAUCCUGAAGGGGAGCACGGUUCCAAGAAGAAAUUUUGUUCCUCUCCUUUUUUGUUUCGUUGGGCUUCUUUUUUAACGAACGUUGUUACCGAUUAUACUCUUUUUUGCCUUUCGAGAGAUCGAGGGAUACGAAGAGUGUGCGACGUACGUGUGCGACGAUGACGAUGACAAAGAGAAGAAAAAGAAGGUGAAAAAGAAAGGCUAAAGGAAUCGUGCUCUCGCAUAAACUUGUACGCUAAAAAUGUCUUGUCGACUAUUAGUUGUUAGCCUUUCAUCGUCGAGACUCUUAGAGUGCGUGCGAUGCUUUCAUAGGGUACGUAAGUGAGAGCGUGUAAAUAUAUAGAAGAAAGCGUGUGCAUUACGCUGUAUCAGUGAUGAUGUGCGCUAAUGAAGUAAACGAUUGACGAGGGUGUUACAGAGAGAGAGAGAGAGAGAAAGAGCGAGAGAGAGAGAGAACGAAAGAUAGAGAGAGAGAGAGAGAGAGAGAGAGAGAAAGAGCGCGAAAGAUACAGUAAGAGAGAGAGAGAGAGAGAGAAAGUGGGUACGUUUAUGCGUCGAGUUGUGUUGCGUAUCGUGAGCAAUGAACGAACGAGAGAUGAGCGAGAGAGAAAAAAAAUAAAGAAAAGGAGAUAGUUGGCUCGUGAUUCGCCGUGAACCGCGACGUCGAAGGUCGUCGUGACGUGUAAACAAAAAUACGAAAAUUCCUAUGGGGGAAGAGAGGAGUUAAAUAAAGAUUAAAUGAAAUAUACAUUUUCUAUCGUUGCGAGAUAAAUACGGGGAACUGUACAUGAAAUAGCGAUUUCUUAAUUGUCAUCUUUCUUUCAUCUUAUUAUUAACGUUUUAUAUAGAAAAGAAUCGAGAACGCGUUGAUAUUAAUUACAUUAAAUUAUAUUUGACACAUUUAAAUAGUGAUAUUAAACAAUUAUUUUAAGAGGAAUCUUGAGACGCCAUAAUUACCACUAGUUCUUCACCAUUCGCCACGAUAUCAUUUUACGUACGAAACACGAGUCCAAUAUAUCCAGAAAGAUUAAAAAAAAAAAAAGAAAAAAAAAAAAAAAAAGAAAAAAAAAAAAGAAAAAUUAUCGACAUCGUACGGAAAUGGUUCGCUCUAACCUUCACCUUGAUAUUUUUUCGUCCAUAAUUUGUUUUCUACCAUUUCCGUAUCGAUCGUCGGAGGAUGGAAAAAUGAAAAUCGCGAAGAUGCAAAAAAAAGAAAAAUUCCAAAAAUAAAUGAGAGGAGAAAUGAGUGAAUGGGUGUUUUAUGCGGUGUAACAGAGAAUGAAGAAUGAUGUUGAUAGUGAUGAUGCCGAUCGAUGAUCGGAUUAAGAUUAUAAUUGCGAAUGUGAAAAUUCAUGAGCGAUGAUGAUAAACGUGGGCUGAAGUAUAAUAAAUGAAAUCGAUGAAUGAA